Messenger RNA from Plectropomus leopardus (leopard coralgrouper), 8862 nucleotides. NCBI's taxonomy places the organism in Eukaryota, Metazoa, Chordata, Actinopteri, Perciformes, Serranidae. The record is from RefSeq and is a predicted model, not a curated record.
GUGUUUGUGUGUGUUCGUCUCAACGUAGCACGAAAUGUGUCUCCUCUCAGCAAAGACACACACACUAACGUGGGACGUGAUAGUUAACGGUUUUUGAUAUUGAAAGUUUUGUUUUUGUCGGCUUGACAUUGUUUUCGAUGUUAUUCUCUGUAUAUUAAAAAAAACAUUCCGCUUGCAAAAAUUCAUUUGGCCAAGAGCUGCCGACUUCGUUUCUACUAAAGAGUGUCCGCUUCCCCUCCCCUCGAUGAAGCGCUGCGAUGCCCUCUGAUUUUAUAUCCCUCCUUAGCUCGGAUCUCGACCUCAAUUCCCCCAAAUCUCUAUACUCUAAAGAGUCGGUAUAUGACCUCCUCCCCAAAGAGCUCCAGCUCCAGCCGUCGUCCACCCAGACAGAUCCACCCACCAUGAGCCAGAAGAGUGGGGGAGAGGCGGGACCUCCCCCCUCUGCAGCCGUGGCCUCAGAUGCCACCUCUUCCACCUCCAGCCCCUCUGCCUCUUCGUCCCUGGCCAUGGGAGCCCCAACCACUGGCUCCUCUACCUCAGACCAUCUCAAGGUUCCCCAGCAUCUCCACUCCACCGGAGGGGAUGGAGCUGGAGCUUCAGAGAUUCAAGGUAUGGAGGGUGCUGUGUCUGCCCCCAGCAGAGGCAACAGUGGAGCAAACACUGCAACAGGAGACGUAGGGUCAGGAGUGUUGUCAGGGUUAGGAGUCCAGCAGCCUCAGAACACCCCAUCAAAGCGGAGGCCUGUGUUGAGCAUAUCCCCGCCACCUGAGGACCUAUUUGACGACAGCCAGAUGUCCUGCCAAGAGGAGCCUGCCGUAUCUGGUCCAACAGGUCCAGACUCAGAGCAUAGCAGCAGCAUGUGGGCUGAUGACUCCGUCUCCAACUUCAGCUUGAUCAGCUCUAUCUCUUACAAUGACAACACGGAGGUGCCACGCAAGUCUAGGAAACGCACCCCUCGCCAGCGGCCUGGUCCUAAACCUGCUCCUCCGGAGGACAGCAUGGAUGUGUUUGAUGCUGACAGUGCCAAGGCCCCUCACUUUGUCCUAUCCCAGCUGGGCACAGACAAGAACAGUCCCAUAACCAGCUCUCUCGAGUCAGGAACUGCAGUGAAGGGUGGGUCACUGUCUACUCAGUAUCCCCCGAGGAGUGAUGGGAAAGAGCUAAAGAUCCUGGUGCAGCCAGAGACCCAGCACAGAGCUCGCUAUCUGACCGAGGGCAGCAGAGGUUCUGUCAAAGACCGCACACAGCAGGGAUUCCCCACUGUCAAGUUGGAAGGUGUGAGUGAACCAGUUGUGCUGCAGGUGUUUGUAGCCAAUGAUGCAGGCAGAGUGAAGCCUCACGGUUUCUACCAGGCAUGCAGAGUGACAGGACGCAACACCACUGCCUGCAAGGAGGUGGACAUAGAGGGCACCACCGUUAUUGAGAUCCCUCUGGAGCCCAGCAAUGACAUGACACUCGCGGUGGACCGUGUGGGGAUCUUGAAGCUGCGUAAUGCAGAUGUGGAGGCCCGUAUUGGUGUGGCAGGGUCCAAGAAGAAGAGUACACGUGCCAGGCUGGCCUUCAGAGUCAACAUCCCCCAACCUGAUGGAUCGGUCCUUACUCUUCAGGUCACCUCAUCACCCAUCCUCUGCACCCAGCCAGCAGGAGUGCCAGAGAUCCUGAAGAAGAGUCUGCACAGCUGCUCAGUGAGAGGAGGAGAAGAAGUUUUUAUCAUCGGAAAGAAUUUCCUCAAAGGAACCAAAGUUAUUUUUCAGGAGAAUAUUGCAGAUGAUAAUUCUUGGCAAGCUGAGGCAAAAAUUGACAUGGACCUUUUCCAUCAGAACCAUUUGAUAGUGACAGUCCCUCCGUUCCACAACCAGUCAAUCACUUCUCCAGUUUCUGUGGGAAUCUUCGUGAUGACCAAUGCCGGUAAAUCACAUGACGCCCAACCCUUCUCCUACACUCCAGACUCAGCCGAUAACUUAAAUGUCCCAACAAUAAAAACAGAGGGACCCUCCCUCAUCAAGACAUGUAUAUUUGAUGGCCAGAUUGAAUCUAUAGCUUCUGAGCAAACUGACAGUGCUGCCCCGCCUUCAAAAAGGCAAGAGGACACACCAAUGGAAGUGUCUAGCAAUCCACCAACCACAGACGUCUUUAAGCCCUCCCCUGACCCCCUUGUCGCAGUGCAGCAGACGCUGGAGCUCAGCUCUAGUCCCCAUCCAGGUGGUGAGUCUUUUCAGAGCCCAAUGCCCCUACAACCUGAAGAUGUGGAGCUUCCCCAGGUGCCGCCUGUCUUCCCCAGCCUAGAGUCUCUCGGCACCAUACAAAAGCCAGACAUCGCCCCCACAACCUCCUUCCCAGUGCCGGGCGAUACUACAAUCCCCCCUGUGACACCAGAAGUCCCACAGCAAUUCCUCAGAGACCCUCAGGACAGCAUACCUCCUGAGAGUUCCAGUAAUAGUGGAGGGGUCGUGGUUGUAGCCAUGCCCCAGAUAACAACUCCCUCUCAGCCACAGCAGUCACAGGUUCCCCUGUUCCCCCAGGAAGGGGUGGCCCAGCUGGAGAGGGCAGUGAGAGAGCUACAGGCUGGAGGUAACACCACGCUCCAGCAGGUGUUGGAGGCGGCUGUAGCCCAGCAGCAACUCAACUCUGUGCUGUACAGCCCCACUCCAUCUGCAGACUCCCUGCAGCAGCAUGUGCAGGAGAACAUGAACAGCCUCAGAUUGGGAACCACAGAUAAUUCACUAUCGCCACAGCAACAGCUACAGAUGCAACAGCAACAGCAGAUGCAACAGCAACAGCAGAUACAACAACAGCAACAAAUACAGCAACAGCAGAUACAACAGCAACAGCAGAUACAACAGCAACAACAGAUACAACAGCAGAUUCAACAGCAACAACAGAUACAACAGCAACAACAACAACAAAUACAGCAACAGUUUCAACAGCAUCAGCAACUACAACAAAACUUACAGCAGCAGCAGCAACAGCAGCAGCAAGUUCUUGGCAACAUGCAGAUCCAACAACAACUUAUAUUACAGCCGCAAGACCAGCAGCAAAUCAUGGAGAAUAUUCAACAGCAACAACAACAGUUGCAACAAAAUCAGCAACAACAAGUCCUUAACAACAUCCAACUUCAGGAUCAGCAACAACAAAAUCAAAUACUUACCAAUUUACAACAACAUCAGCUGCAACAGCAGCACCAAAAUCAGACAUUGAGCAACUUACAACAGCAACAACAACUGCAAGAGCAGCAGGUAUUAGAAAAUUUACAACAGCAACUUCAGGCUGAGUUGCUCCAGCCCCAGAUCCACUCCUCCCCACAAGUGCAGCAGCCAGUGUCCCUCCUUCAACAGGCUGGAGAGCUGCUCACCAUUCAGACCAGCUUCCCAACACAGCCUCCAUCCCACACGUCUCCCCCACAGCAGCUUUUUCAAUCGCCGCGGCCCCUGGCUGAGACCCAGAGCUCCCAGCAGCAGGUCCAGGCUGCCCUGCUCCAAAAUGCGCAGAUUGUUCUGGCCAGUGGUAGUCUCAACUCAGAGCAGCAGCCUACAGGGUCGACCCUUUAUCUGUCCCCAAACCCUCAGCCCCAACAACAGCCGCAGCAGCUGGCAUUUAUCGCCUCCAUGGAGACUUCUAACAGCCAACCCCAACCUGUUGCAAUGUUUCAGAACCAACCCCAAGCUCAACUUUCCCAAAUGCAGCAACAGAGCACACCCAUGGAGCAGCAGCAGUCUCCACAGCAGAACCAGCAACAGCCACCACAGCUUCCAUUGGGCCAGCAGGGCUCCUUGUUCCAAAAUAUCCCAAACCACUCACAGUCUAACCCUGUCCCUCAGAGCCAACUUUCCCAACCCCAGCAGACAGGUCUCCUCCUCUGCACCACUGACCUAAACCCCCAGGCUAUCCCCCCAGCUAUUCUCUUCAGUACCCAGACCCAGGGCCCUUCCCCUAUAGGGAGCAUUAGUGUUGGAAUCCCCCAGCCAGACCCAGCAGAGCCCAUGUCCUUCCAAGACCAGAGCUCCACAGGCAGCAACUCAACAUCCACUGAGAACCAACAGCAGAGCCUGUUCCAGGAACAGCAGCCAAUGCAAGUGGGCCCAAGUUCCAGCAGCGUGCCGAGCAGUCAACCAGUGGAGCUGUUCUUGCCUCAGACAUCUCUGUCCGGCCUGCAGAGCACUAUUAGCUCACAGGAGCUGAACAACCAGGCUCCAGCCCCUGGCACAACCAUCUUCGUGGUACAGGGUGGUGUGGGUGUGGUCGCCAACCCUGGCCAGCAGCCUCCAGAGCAGCUUUUCCAGACAGCUGUGGGUGGGAAUGUGGCUCCACAAGGACAGGCCAACCUGUUUGUGUUUGGCAUCCAGAAUGACUCGCCCCAGCUGCUCAAUUCCUCUGGGCCCACCCUGCCAGCUCAGGCCCAGUCCCAAAACUCCAGUCACAUGCAGCCUCUGUUGGACCAGCCCAUGGCCCAAGCUGCGUCCACAAUGCCAGCCCCCAUGCACAGCAGCUUACAGAACACCCUCCAGGCACAAAUGCGGUCCAGCUUAGAGAACGCCAUGCAGACCAGCCUACAGAACGCAUUGCAGACAAACACACAAACAGCUCUGCAGUCCGGUCUACAGGCUUCCAUAGAAACAAGCCUGCCAACUCCAAUGCAGACCAAUCUACAGACCCAGAUACAGAGCAGCUUACAGAAUCAACUGCAGGCAUCAAUAUCUGCAUCGUCCAACAUGAAUAAAAUUGAGGACCUACUGGAAAGCUUACAGAAGCAGUGAUAAAUGUUUGGACCAUGUGGGCACUAAGGAGAGUGAGUGAUAUGUAGCCGAGAGUUGUCCAUCCCUACGUCAACAAACAGAAAUGUGGUGUUUUGUACCAAUGCCACACAAUUUAAGAAUUAAAUGCCCCCUUUUACCUAAAACCCAAAUUAUGAGCUCAUGUAACUCCUUGUUUUUAUUGAAUAUUUAUAAUUAUUCAUAGCCUUCAUACAUCCAUUGUCCUUGAAUCGAAGAAUCCGCCUUUGUUAUUACCCCUCUUGCAGGAUCAGAGAGGCCUGUAAUAACUGCUUUAUCCAUCAGUCUCAGAAAUGCAGUGUUUUGUUGUUAGAGUGUUUUAAUAAUGUGAGCCGAAGAGAUGAAGAUAGAGAUAAAAACCUACCAGAUUUGGUGGAAAAACUGGAAAAGGUUAAAGAAUGUCAACGACAGGAAAACAGGGGGAAUAGCAAUGUGAUGGAGACGAGCCCUAUGAUAAACCAGCCGGCCAUGGAGUGAAUAUCAGAUUGCACUAAAGUGUUAGAUUUAGGCUGAAUCUCAUUUUGUGAGUGUGGAAACUCCAAUUUCACUCUGAGAGUCUGUGAGAUGUGUUUUUGUCUUUCCAUCAUGUGGAAAUAGAGGGGCACUUAUCUGGCCUGAAAACAAAUUAAUGUCACCACUCAAUUUUUGACAUGGAUAUUGCGAGAUUUGUUUGCAAUUGUCAUCAAUUUGACCAAAAUCUACUCUAAGAGUAAAAACGAUUAAAUUAAGUACAUUUGUAGAAUGUUCCGCCUCCGUCAUAUUUGCUGGCACGGCUGGAGUAUGCACACGAGCAGACUCUGUCAGGAGGAGGAGAGUUUAAAAUAUUGUUAUCAGGAAACUCAUUAAAAUGGGUAUUAUUACAUUCUGGUCGUGCAGGGGAUUUCUCCCACGUGCAGAAAGAGGAGCGACUGUUAAACACUCGCAAAUGAGAUUCACCCUGGUGAAUAAUGUGACUUUGUUUUGGCACCUCCCAGUGUUUUCAAAGGUUAAUCGUCGUCACUGGGUUUUCAGAAGCUUUCUUGGUGAAAUUCUAAAAAGCAUUCAACUAUGUAGUGUGUGUAUCUUUUGUUUUGUUUUGAAGAAGUUGGUAACCUUUACCAAAUUUAAUGUGGAUAGAAAGCAAAAAUUUCCACUAGUGAAAACGGAGUGUUGUGUGGUUUUAUAAACAUUUUAUCUCAAGCACUUUAUAACCUCUAGCUAAUCCUUAUAUCCGUCCACAGCUCUCUACUGACCCAGCUGAAUUUAUACUCUGAAACGUCCAGUUUGAAAAAAAAAAAAUAAGAGAACAAACACAGCAGUUGUCUUUGUAAAGGUAAACACAUCUUAACCAAGCAUUUUUACAUUUUUCUCAUGUCUGAAUAUUUUUGAGGUCUUGGACAUCUUUGUACAGAAUGUCGACUCACUGUUGAAUUCCUCUUUGUAUUCAGUCUCAGUGGUCCAGUCAAGUCUGUCUAACGAAAAAACAAAAACAGCCAUUCCCACAAAAGCAUUGUCGUUUGUCAGUGUUGGAGUGGUAAGCAGGCCUUUGUGUUUUACUCACUGACAAAACACCUAAAAUACAGAGUCAUUUAGUUUGUGCAUUGAAAUGAAGGAUUUUUCAUCGUAUUGCUAUUUGUACUAUUUACUGUUCAAUCUGUCACUUGAGACUGUUUUACCUUGUGUUGUGUUAGAUAUUUAAGUUUUUGUCUCAGUGUUGGUACCGCGUGCAGGUCGGCGCCAUGUGAAGUUGGCACCCAGUACCCGUCCCUUGUGUUGUGAACAGGGGGCUCACUGGUAAAUGAAAUCUCUGUUACAUAGAGGCCGCCAUUUUGAUUCUAUCUAUGGUGCUAUGUGCAGGAGUGAUGGGCACUUCUGAUGUGAUGUUAACAAGUUUAUACAUAUAUCAAUAGCACUGACAUUAAUUGUUAGUUUUGAAGCGGAGUCUAGAGAGCUGGCUGUUGUUGUGGGGUCAGACUGGAGUGCACCCAGGCAUACCAAAGCUCCUGUUGUGAAUCGCCGUCAUCUUGUCUCAUACUUGUCUUUGCAAAUGCCCUCAUAAUGUUUACUCAUUUGUACUUACUCGUUUAAAUUAUGCAGCUCUUAACAUGGAUAGUAAUUCAGCAUGUUGUUUUCAGUACAAGAUUUAUAAAAGAUAUGUAAAGGUACUUUGCUUCAUGGAUCAGUUUAACCUCUCAUUAACAUUUCCACCGAUUUGAUACAUUGCUCUAUUUUUUUUUAAAAUGCAAAAUAACACUGCUGUACUUUCCAUAUCUACAACCGUAGCCAAUUUGGCGUCUAUCAAAAAGCCAAUUUUUUGAGAAUAAUUCAAAUGUUAGAAUAGUGUUGCUCACAUAUGCAUUUGUUUACAUUUUCAUAGUCAUACUAUUUUGUCCUGCAGCUGUUAGUGAUCCAUUUUAAAGUAACUUAUCUUUUCUAGAAUUUUGUAUCCAUGUAUCAAAAAUGUAGAGUAUUUUUGUAAAACUAAACUUUUUUUUUUUUUUUUUUUUUUUUUUUGGUUUAUGCUCAUAGCACAGAAUAUCAUUGCUGGUAUGUUUUCCUGAAAUGAAGCGCAGGUUCAUUGUGAAGUGUGUGACUGCAAAACGAGUGGACAUCAAGCAGAUAUGUUGGAGCUUAAUUCUACUGUUAACAUUGACUUUACCCAACCUGUAUAACAAAAUACAUGGGCUAGGUUUUUCUUGUGUGUGUGCGUGUGCGUGUGCGUGUUUUGUUUUUCUUAUUUUAUUUUAUGUCAUGCAUCUCAAAUGGCACUUUGACUCAUCCAUUGACUGUAGAUCAGGUUAGAGCGCAGUAGUGAUGUUUUCCAAGCAUUCCAUUCCUCUUGGGGAGUUUAAGAGCACAUGACGUUGCGGGAAGAAGUGCGGAACAGUAAUGCCUCUUAAAGCCAUACCAACACAGAAAGCCAACCUGUGACUUCAGUUUCAUGAAUGUAAAUUUUACCUCAUGGUGUGGACAUAGAGCUUGCUCUACAUCUAACAUCGGACCAAUUACAGUUUUAGAGAACAUAUAUUUUGAGGCAGAGAGGGUGGGGUGGCACCAACUGUCAUUUGUAUCACUGUACAUUUGUCAGAUUGUUUUGUCUUGGACUGUGGUGUAAUUUCGUGCAUUUCACGUCCAGUCAUUUCAUUUUGAGCAAUCCGGGAUGCUCAGUCUGACUCUCCGAAUAGCCACUUCCACCUGAAAAAACCCACGUGAAACGUGAAUUUAACGGUGGUGAAGAUAGCACACAAAUCUUUACAAAAUAUCAGUUUUGUCCUUCAGUCAUGUAAAUGAAUAUCCAUGUAUAUUUAAAUGUGAAAUAUACUGCAGGGGUAUCUUGAAUUUCAAUUGUGAUGCUUUCAACAGAACUUUGUGUGCCUUGAUAACUUAACUGUUACUCUGCUGUGUUUACUGGUGUCCCUUUUGUGUCAUUGCCAUUUGGCUCCUUGUCCUUUUUAUUCUCUAGGACUGUUGAACAUCAGGACACUUUUCAGUGAUUGAAUUUUUAUUUCAAAACACAAGCAUAACCAUAGCCCAUUCAGAUAUAUUUUAGUUUCCGCAUUUUCUCUUUGGAAAUCCAUCGCAGGACUGAGUACUUUCAACAUAAUACUGUGCAGCUUCACCGGUGAAUUGUCAACUUGUUUGUUACUUUAUGUUGAAAAUGUUUUUCACGCCUCAUGAGAUUUGUACAUGUGAGGUAAAAGGGACGAGACCGUGGAGAUUGUUUUAUGGAGAGCUUUCUUGUGUUGAUGUGCUUGUCAACAUUACUAUUGUUGCUGUGAAAUGCUUGAUCAAAAGGAGCAACCAUGAUAAAUUAACUGUUAAUUGCCAAUAGUGUGAGCUGUAUCUUGUGUGUUAUCAGUUUGCUCACUUUUUCCUAGUUCGCUUUCUAUUUCACAUUCUCCAACAGUUCUGUUGUAUCCGUUCUGUGUAGCUUGAGCUUUAGUAUCUAGCCUUAAGACCCUGCAGUUGGGAUAAAGGUCAACCCCAGUGUGUUAUCAUACAUCUGAACUAUUAUUAACAUGUACUUUGCCUUGGUCUGGACAUUUGUAUACUCUUCUGUUUAUAUCUGUAAUCCUGCUGCUACAUUAAAUGAAUUAAUAAAAAUUUAAACGUC